Messenger RNA from Aureobasidium melanogenum CBS 110374, 399 nucleotides. RefSeq lists its product as uncharacterized. Gene Ontology annotation, biological process: microtubule-based movement. Gene Ontology annotation, molecular function: dynein intermediate chain binding. Gene Ontology annotation, cellular component: cytoplasmic dynein complex; cytoplasm. The record is from RefSeq and is a predicted model, not a curated record. The coding region runs from base 1 to 399 and encodes 132 amino acids. The transcript is spliced from 2 exons. Lineage: Eukaryota; Fungi; Ascomycota; Dothideomycetes; Dothideales; Saccotheciaceae.
AUGCAGCAGACUUCAGCCGACGAUAGCUUCGCCCAUCUUAGUCGCUUGUCGCAAAAGGCAGGCGUGCAAGCAACUCUGAUACUCUCUCGCGAGACUGGCGCCAUCGUCCGUUCUAAUGGUCUGGUCUCCCGCGACGAGUCCUCGAACUCAGAGAGCACACUACCUGCCUCGAAUGGCUUGACGGAUGAUCGCACUGAUGGUGCUAUGCCGAGCGCUGAGCACGUCGCCGAAGUCGUCUGGAAGUUCGCCAAAGCUGCUGUUGACAUGUUGCAAGACCUGUCAAAUUUGCCCGACGACGAUGUAAAGUUGCUCAGGCUGCGUUCCAAGAACAAGGAAUAUGUCAUCUUCCCAGAUGCCAAAUUUAUUGCCGUUGCCAUUCAUAGCACUGCGCCAGCAUGA